UUUUGCUACCAGGAGUAGUUGUCAUCUUAUGACCGGGUGUUGACUGACGGCCGCUGCUUUUAGGAGAUACUGUUGGAGCUUUAGGAGACAAACGGGCGACUCGGGCGGCAACCGCUUGCCGGCGCCGCCGACCGCUCUUCCCUGCGCCUCGCUGUCUGUCGCCAGAGAGAGUUGGAGGGAAAGCCCUUGAACGACGGCGGCGAGGCGUGGGUGGAGGCGCUCUGGUUCUCGCGCGUGGCGGCCAGAUCUGGAGCGCGUUGGUGGAGUGGAGGUGGGUGGCCGCGGCUGUGGUGCCCUGCCGGGGCGGAGACUGGCUGGAGCUGCAGCGGUUGUGGGCGGGCCCGAUCUGGGCCUGGGUGGGCUCCGGCGGUGGUUGGCCGUGGUCCCGGCUGCUUCGGUGGUGGUGCCGGCCGGCUGUCGACUUGGGCGCAGUGGCCAUGGCGGCCUCCUCUGAUCCGGUUUGGUACGGUUCGCCGCCCGCCGCAGGUACGUCUACAAGGGUUACGGCUCGGUCUCAGCACGUUGGCAGCGGCUAGGUGGAGCGGACGGCGGGUGAUACCGGCGAUGACGGCGUCGUCUUCUUCCUCGGAGGCAUUGUCCAAAGGUACUUCCUCUUCACUGGACCGUGGCCGGUCUGACCAGGGACGAAUGUGGAGGCUGCUGACGUGAUCGACACCUUAAUUACCUGAGGGUCGAUGUGGUGGUCAUGUGCGAUUCUAGGCGAAAGCCAAAGUCUUUGAGGGGUCGACUCCGGUGACAAUGGCGCCCACGGGCGUCGUUACCCUCCUCCUUGGAGGCGUUGUUGCAGAACUCGCUCUGAACGGUCGCUUUGUUCGGUGGUGGAGGUCAGCUUGGGUGGGUCGACGACAGUGUUGUCGGCUUCCGGAGGGUGCUAGUGCUUCCAGCAAGCUUGUGACCUUGGCACGCUGGCGUUGCGUUUUGUUUGGAAGUCACUCCUUACCUGGGUUGUCGGGGUUUUGCUCGGUUGUCCUUUAAUCAACCGUGAUGUAUGGUUUUCGGCCUAGUUUUUCUUACAAACCGGGUCAGUCUUCUAUAUGAAUGUGCAGAAGCUCCCUCUUGACGAUGUUUCCGUUCAAAAAGGAAAAAAACAGAGCUGCCAUUCCAAAAUAGACGACAUCUUCAGUACUUCCUAAACCUGAUUGCGUUAAAAAGACGAUGCUCUCAAAUGGAACAUCCAAACCAAUGCGAGUUUUCGGCAUUGUAUCCUUUCAUUUCAACGAGAUCUUCAGAACAAGGUCACCGAUCGUUUGGGACUUCUUCACUUUUUGUUUGCAUAAUAAGUUUAUGCAUCGCUUCCUACUACAUCAUGCAUGGCUCCAGGACGAUCCUAAUGCAAAAAUUUCCAUUGAGUUUGUGUAGCUGGUUCCUAUAUAUCGUGAUUCUGCAUUGAUUCUCACUGCUAAUUUCCUGAUGUGUUUCUGCGUUCGAUCAUGCUUUACAAUUUACAUUGUAUGGCACAUUCAAAUCCUUUUUUAACUGCCUCCUCCGGUAUCAACUAUGGUACACAUUGGGUAAUUCCCGAAAGAUGAAAAGAGAAAAAGCAAAGGCAUCUGAUCUUUGUCUGAUCGAUAAAGAUGGAAUAUAGAUACAGGGAAAAGACCCAGGGUCCCCUGCACGUGAUCAUCAUGGAGAAGCAAAGGCUCUGCAUGCAGUCUGCUGAAAGAAGCAAAGAAUGGAGUAGCCGCUGGCGCCCCGUUGAUGCGAUGAUGCUUGCCUUGGCUUGCCGGCAUGGGGAGGUUCUGCUUCUGCUAGCUAUAUCGAUCUUCUGCUAGGCUAGGCUAGCCUCACAUCAAUUCCUGAGUUGAUAACCAAUUAAGGCAAAAAUUGUUGAGCUGCCAGAGCAAUAGCAGGCGGCCAUGGCGGAGCUGGCGACGGGGGCCGUGAGCACGCUGCUGGGCGUGAUCAGCAAUGAGGCGCGGAGGCUGGGCCGUGUACGGGGCGACGUGCAGUUCAUCCAGGAGGAGAUGGAGAGCAUGAGCAGCUUCCUGGCGAACCUGUCCCGCGGGAACAUCCGGGAUCAGCAGCACGACGGCGGUGGCGGCGACGACGACGACCAGGUCAGGACCUGGAUGAACCAGGUCCGGAUCCUCGCCAACGACUGCAACACCUGCCUCGACCUUUACCUCUACCGCGGGGACCCCGAGCUGCACCGCUCCAAGGCCGGCCUCCGUCGCUACCUCUACCUCUGGUGGGCUCCCUGGCUCAUGCGCAAGAUGCUCGCGCAGCACCGCGCCGCUGGCCAGCUGCGCGAGCUCAAGGAACGGGCACGAGAGAUCGGCGAGCGCCGCCUGAGGUAUGGCGUGGAGGUCAAAAGGUCUUCCAGUUCCGGUUCUGGGCUCACCAAGGAAGAAGUCCAUGGUGAAGAAGAUGAUGAUGAUGAUGACGGGGGCCAUCGUCCACUCAACCAAGAUGGUGGGUACCGUCGUUCACUCAAGGUGGCCUUGUCCAUGAUAAGCAUGGACAAGGAAGACUACUUGAAGUGGAGGCUAGACGACCAUUGGAUCAGACCAGUGGUGCUGAAGGGGGGCACCGAUUCAAAACAGCAAGUAUUGUUGCCGUCCAUCGUCUUUCUAGUACCGAAGACUGAGGAUGUCGGCUCUCUUGCGCAUCAAGCCAUGAAUGUGGCAGAGCGCGCCCUUGCACAUGAAGAAGGUGAGGCGGCUGUGACACUGGCACCGGAUGCCUGCGGUGCUCCUGCGAGAGAAAAAGCCCACCUUGAGCAUCAUGGCAAAGAAGACAAGCCAGCAAGCGAACACAAGAUCAAAAUCAAGUACCGCCAAAAUGUCGUCUCGGUCGACGUUCCGGAGGUGCACUAUGAUUUCCUACAACGGCGACCUGAAGACUUCCUCUACUACAUCCUGCAUGAGCUCCAGGAGGAUCAGCAGCAAGCCACAAUUCCUCCUACUCCUGAUGCAAGAUGGUAUGGUAUUUACUGGAGCAAAAGGGAGAUGUUUCGUGAAAUCAGGCUUGAAAUCCAAAAAACAUACAAGGUUAAGAAGAAGAUUGAAAGCCUCAAGACAGAGAUUUGCCAAGUGGUGCAGCGCAAGGAGGUGCAAAAACUAGACAAAAAGGACGUCAGCUACGAAGAGUUGAGAGAAAAAAUCACCAGUAAGCCCUUGCACAAACUCUUCCGUCUGCUCAUCGAAUCUACUGAACAAGACCGAACCGAUAAAGCCAUGCGUAAACUGGUGGCAUCGUACGAUUACGUCAUCAACCAAACAGCCAUGAAGCUUAAAGAGGAAAUAGAAGGCGGCACGAACCUGCAGGCCCCUGAAUACGAAGACAUCCUAUGGAAGAUGUUCCCAAAGCCAACCACCGCUGCCACUGCCACGGCUAACACAUUUGUUGAUGAUCAGAUAAAAGAAAUUAUACACGGGGUUAAAGAAAUGCUACAUGAGCUGCGGGAAUUAGACAGCUCUGACAAGAUACGAGAGACAGGUGAAACUUCAGCAGCCCAAAAAUUGCAAGCAGGUUUUAAGGAAACAACCACAAGGAAGAAGAUGGAAGAGAUCGAGAGGAAGAUUACAAAGCAGCUGAAGAUCAAAGGAAUUGUGCGCAGGAUUCAAGAUUGUUUGGAAGGUGAUAAAAGGAUCCUGGUCAUCCUCAGAACUGAUGGCAAGUGUGUAUCCAAAUGGCAGGAGACCAGGAACACUCUGAGGCUGCUGGGGUGUGCCCCCAUCGCAGGUGCUAUCAUUGUGGCCACAAAGAUCACUCAGCGGCAGGACGUUAAGGAAGAAGAUCUCUGCUAUCCACAGUUGGAGCUCAUAGAUUACUCUCCUGUUGGCCGCUUCCUUGAUACUGUGCUCCAGAUUACAAGACAACACGUGCAUGAAGGUAGCCGCCGGAUCCUUCGAAACAUAUUCUACAAGUGUGAGGCACAUGAAUUCUGCAUGAAGAUCUUUGCCCACGCAAUGUACACUAAACCCAAGAGGAGGAGACAAGAGCUGCAUAAGUUGUACAUGAGCAUCUUGCAUGAGCAUGACACACAAAAAUCAUUGCCCGGUGCUGCCAUUGCCAAGAAGAUGUUCAAGUUCUCCUACAAGGACCUGCCUAAACAGUACAGGUCCUGCUUGUUGUACCUCGCCAUUUUCCCUCAAGGAAAAGAGAUCAAGCGGUCAACCUUGAUAGGACGAUGGGUUGCAGAAGGGCUGAUAACCACCAAAGACUGGCAUUGGUCCUCUUCAGUGGAUGAAGCCGAGAAUUGUUUUGAUACACUCAUUGCCCGGUGCCUUGUUUGUCCUGCUGGCAAUGGCAUUGUUGCUGCUGGAAGGUUCAAGAGUUGCAAGGUGGAUGAGCCAGUUUAUGGAUUCAUCACCAAGAUCGCCAAGAAGCAGCGCAUCCUGGAUAUACGCCUGUCACAUGGCUUGGCUCGCCACUUCUCCAUUUUCAGCGAUGUCCGUCUCCGCAACUCUGAGAAAAUCGAGAACUUCUUGGAAAGUAUACCCAAUUCAUCUCAGUUCUCCAAGAUCAAGGUGCUAGAUCUAGAAGGCUGUGAUGCUCACUUUGCGAAGAACCAGCACUACCUGAGGGCCAUAUGCAGUAAGAUACUAAUGCUCAAGUAUCUAAGCCUAAGGGGAACAGAUGUUAUCCGGCUACCCGGAGAAAUCAACAAUCUUCUUGAGCUGGAGGUACUGGAUAUCCGGCACACCAAGAUUCCUGCAUCUGAAACAAGAAAUGUCCUUCUCUUAAAGCUCAAGCGUCUCUUGGCUGGUCAUGUCGAUCCAAGCAGCCCUCCCGCCGGAUUCUCCAGUGUCCAGAUCCCUGAGAAGAUCGAAAAAAUGGAGGGUGUGGAGGUAUUGUCCAACGUCAAGCCGAAGAAUAAGCGAGAUCUGAAUGACAUUACAAAGCUAUGUAUGCUGAAGAAGCUCGGUGUGGUUAUCAACAAGAGAAGUGAUCUCCGGCCAUUAUUGCUUGAGGCAAUCAGUGACCUCCUAGGUCGGUGCCUCCGUUCUCUGUCGAUUACUCUUAACAUAGAGACGAGCACUCCUGCCGGCCAAGGCAUACUACCAUGUUCGUCGGAGCUGCCUGAGGACAAGUUCCCCAAGGUUCUUGAGAGCCUAAGCAUCAUCGGAAGCACAACACAAGAGUAUUGUGAUCUUCUUCUUCUUACACUCUUUGCCCAGGAUGCCAAGCAACUCGCCAAGGUAACUCUAAGAGGCACUUGGCUGAGCAAGGCCGGUCUCAAGGUCCUCGCCAAGCUUCCCAACUUAUCUUGUGUCAGGCUUCGACACGUUAAAUACACCAAUAAUACCAAGCUCACCUUCAUCAAGGGUGAAUUCCAGAAUCUCACCAGCUUCGUUAUCGAGGGAGCCGGCAUAACUGAGAUCAAGUUCGAAGAUGGAGCUGCUAGUAAUCUCGAGAAGAUGGUCUGCUCAUUCACCAAGAUGGAGUCUCUGUCCGGCAUCGGCAACCUCUCAAGGAUAAAGGAGAUCAAGUUCAGCGGUGAGACUGUCCCUAAGGAGGUUGAAGAAGCCAUGCGUCGGCAAACAGCAAGGAGGCCUGUCUAUAUACACAACAAUGAAGAAGAAAACGAGACCAAUCAACCGGAAACGCCAGAUGACGACGCAUCAUCGUCGUGGAAGAAGGUUAAGUGUUUGGGCUGGAGGAACUGAGGGGGUCUUCCCUUUGUUUCUUCAGACAGACCAUUCCAUCAUAUCUAUCGCUUAAUUUCCUCCCAUCAUACAUAUAUGUGUGUAUUCUGCAAGUGUCGAUUGAGUGUUAUCUGUAUUCUGCAUGCGUGCCUUUGUGAUUGUGGUUGAGCUUAUGCAAUUAAUGGAUCUGUGUGGCUUUCCUCUGGACCAUAUAUAUAUAUAUGGUUUCAUGUAACAAGUGUUGGUUUCAUGUAAUAAGUGUGAUGCUGAUCAGCUACGCACAUCCCACUUAUAAUAAUUUACUCUUGUAUGCUUAAUUUGAGGUGAGUAGUUCUGCAAAAGAUGGAAUUGGACUGGUGUAUGUACACAUAAUAAAGCAGCUACCAGCUUUUAAUGUAAGCAACAUUUAUGUUUCA
Brachypodium distachyon (stiff brome) is the source of this 6028-nucleotide messenger RNA. RefSeq lists its product as uncharacterized. Bases 1878 to 5633 code for a protein of 1251 amino acids. The transcript is spliced from 2 exons. Gene Ontology annotation, biological process: defense response to other organism. The record is from RefSeq and is a predicted model, not a curated record. NCBI's taxonomy places the organism in Eukaryota, Viridiplantae, Streptophyta, Magnoliopsida, Poales, Poaceae.